AUGUACGCAGAGAACAGAGAGUCCAGAAAGACUGAGGAUAAUGAAAGGGAGAACAUUACAAGUAGUGAUUCACCGAUACCUACAAGGUCAUCAUUUAUGCAAAACACAGUAGAUUAUCUAGAAUAUCUUGCAGAGCAAGAAGAAUAUGCACCACCACGAGCUCCAAAACAUGAUCCUGGUCCUUCUGAUCAUUCGUAUCAACCUACCGAAUUAUCUUCUCCAUUUGGCCAAUAUCCGACAUAUCUCUCAAAUCCUGAGAUGAAUGAACAAUAUUUAUCACAGUCAUAUAUACCUCAAGAUGCAGAAAUAUCAUUACCUUUAUCUCCUCUAGAUGAGGUUCGGAGCAAAAUGGUUGAUAUACAAACAGUUCCUUCACAUCAAAUAAUGAUAUAUUCCCAUAGACCGCAAUUUCAAAAUUUUUCUAUUGAAAUGACAGAAGGCACGAUACAUUCAUUAUCAUCAUCAUCGCGACAAGAAAAUAUAGUUCCAUCGUCAUUAACAUUACCAGGUGUAACGAUGACGAGAAAUCGUUCGAGAAUUAAAAACCCAAAAAUUGAAAAUAUGCCACAAAUACGUUCAGGUUUUACUGCUCAAAUACAUACGAGUAAUACACCUCUUAGACAAGAAUUUCGGGAGAGCGAUAUUAUGUCUCCUACUCAUUUUAAACAAUUAUCAUCACAACACAGGAAUAGUAAUAUAUCAACGUUGUUUUUCGGUAGUAGUGUUAGUAGUAAUGAUUCGAUAUUACAAACUGAAGUAAGAGUCGCUCAUGGCGAUCCCGAUGACCCUUUAUUAAAUAAUCAAAAUCGACUCAAUAUUUCCAAAAUUACCACCCGAUCUAUCCCUUUUCCCCAACAACUUGUUCCACACUAUCAUCACCAAUCACAAAAUAAAGAAAGCGAAGACCUUACAUCUCCCGUUUCUCCUGAUGCGAUAACGGAAACUCCAUUACUUAAUUCAGAUAAAAAAAGUUAUAAACCAAAAGGUUUAAUUAUAUGCCUCUGUUUUGGUGUUAUUGCUGGAAUAAUCUUUACUUUAUGGGCUAUAACUACUUUGAUGCCAAGUACUAGUAUACCUAAGACUAAUAACAAAAAUGUAAACCCUAGG
Molecule: messenger RNA, 1107 nt
Organism: Racocetra persica
Lineage: Eukaryota; Fungi; Glomeromycota; Glomeromycetes; Diversisporales; Gigasporaceae
Source: the annotation of a GenBank genome assembly